AUGCGGAGCCUUCUGACUAACGGCAGUACCACCCUUGGCUUGAUAUAUAAUCAAUCAAACAAUUCCUCCAACGCCUCAAGAUACCCAGAGCAAAGUCAGUUGCAACCCCGAGCGAUCACCUCGCAGAGACCGUCUCCGACACCAAACAUGUCUCGCCCGGUCCUAUCAACAGCCGCUCGCCGGCUAUCUCGACCCCAUGUUCCCCGUGCAGCGGUUUCUGCAUUCUCGUCACCGGCGCCGACCUUGAACUUCUCCGCAUCCUUCUGCGAUUCCAUCUCCCAACGAGCCGCCCUCCGUCCCUUCCCUCGAUCAAGAAACACCCUUCCCCAGAGAACCGCUUCCUCGCAGCAAUCCGCCCUCCGCUUCGACGCCUUCCAACAACGCGCCGCCUUCUCUUCGUCCACCGUCCGCCCCGGCGCCAAGGUCACACAAAACCCGAGAGUUGACGACGAUGGAAACGAGCUAUUGAUCAAUAUCUCCGACAUCGCCGCGGAGCGUCUCCGAGAAAUCACAGACCCAACCUCUUCUCCGUCAGUGACGAAGGAAGAGAACCCGUACCACCACCUCCGGAUCACAGUAACCAGUGGAGGCUGCCAUGGGUUUCAGUAUAUGAUGUCGCUUGAGGCGGCGUCUAAGAUCGACCCGGAGGAAGAUACCGUGUUCGAAGCGGAGCGGGCAGAGGGCGACGCCUCGGCCGGCGAGGCGAAAGUGGUCAUGGAUGAGCCGUCCCUGGAGCUCUUGUCUGGAAGCACGGUGGACUACACCAUGGAAUUGAUUGGAAGUCAGUUCAAGAUUGUCGAUAACCCCCGCGCUACGAGUAACUGUGGCUGCGGGACCAGUUUCGAUGUCCAGGAUUGAUCAUCUGUUCGGCGGUUGAUGGGGGAUGAAUUACGAUUCGAGCUCGACCCUGCUGUGGCUGCCCGGUUUGUCUAUUCUCCGACGCCACAUGUACAUGUGUAUUUUUAUCAUACUAGAAUAUUUGGUUGUGAUAGAGUAAUAAC
Aspergillus heteromorphus CBS 117.55 is the source of this 1001-nucleotide messenger RNA. Its product is annotated as HesB/IscA family protein. Lineage: Eukaryota; Fungi; Ascomycota; Eurotiomycetes; Eurotiales; Aspergillaceae. Gene Ontology annotation, cellular component: mitochondrion. Gene Ontology annotation, molecular function: iron ion binding; 4 iron, 4 sulfur cluster binding; 2 iron, 2 sulfur cluster binding. The coding region runs from base 1 to 858 and encodes 285 amino acids. The transcript has 2 exons. Gene Ontology annotation, biological process: iron-sulfur cluster assembly. The record is from RefSeq and is a predicted model, not a curated record.